AGCUGGUUUCUCCAAAAUUACCUACCCCACCUUUAAAUUAAUAGUAUGUAAUUGAUGUACAAUUACAACAGCAAUGUGCUUGCUGUUGUUAUUCCAAAGUGAACUUUCCCAUGGGAAUCUAAAUGCCAUCAAAAAAAGCCUCCGGGCUGAAUGAAUCGGUUCCUAUAAAACCAGACGUUCCUAGAGCAUGACCUACAUUCUCGUGGAGGCAGCAACAGUCUCCACAGGUGACCAUGGCUGAGUACAAGCUAGAGAUAACAACGGGUGAUCUGCAAUAUGCAGGAACAUCGGACUACAUUUAUGUCACCUUAUUUGGAACUGAGGGGCAGAGUGAGCGAACUUUGAUGGACAACUAUGGCUUCGACUUUCAAACAGGGGCACCAGGGAGCUACACCUUGAAAACCAGUUUUUCUCUGGGCAAACUUCUGCUGGUUAAGGUUGAGAAGGACCAGUAUUUAUGUCUCCCAGAGGAUGAGUGGUACUUCUCCAAAAUGGUGGUGACGACUCCAGAAGGAGAUGUUAUUCUUUACCCCUGUUACAGAUGGAUUGGCAGGGGAGAAAUGGUGGAGCUGAGAGGAGGGAGAGCAAUGAAAGCUGUUGAGGAUGAUCACCCCCUGUUGAUUGACCACCGAAAGAAAGAGCUGAUGCUCAAAAAGAGCUUGUUCCAAUGGAAGAGUAUGGGUGAAGGACUACCCCAUUUCAACAGUUUCAAUGACGUGUCUGAGCUCCCAGCUGAAAUCAGCUACUCCGAUUCCAGAACAGCUGACAUCAAUUACUCAAGAAAAAAAAUUGCUAUUGAACUCAAGGUUAAGGGGCUGCUAGGAUCUACUGCAGAAUGGGAAAGCAUUGAAGACAUAAAAAAAAUAUUCUGUUUUAAAAAGACAACAAUAUCAGAGUAUGUUGCAGACCACUGGAUGGAAGAUGACUUUUAUGGAUAUCAGUUCCUGAAUGGAGUCAACCCUGGUGUUAUAAAGCGCUGCUCAGAGCUUCCCACAAACUUCCCGGUCACAGAGGAAAUGGUGAAGCCGUUCCUGGAAGAGGGAAGCUCUCUGCAGAAGGAAAUGGAGAAAGGCAACAUGUUCCUUUAUGACCAGAAGAAGAUGGAUGGAAUUCCCCCUGCAGCCUAUAAUGGUGAACCUCUGCACGUGACUGCUGGUCUCUGUUUGCUCAACGUGAACCCAGAAAACAAACUGAUGCCAAUUGCAAUACAGUUGAAUCAACAACCAUCUGAGAAGAACCCCAUCUUCCUGCCCAGUGAUCCAGAAACUGACUGGCUGCUAGCCAAGAUGUUCAUAAAAAAUGCAGAUUCCAUGGAUCACGGAUCAGUCCAUCACUUCAUGAGAAUUCACCUUCUGGCAGAGGUUUUCGCUCUUGCAGCUCUCCGCAGCUUCCCUGUGAUUCACCCAAUGUACAAGCUGCUGUUUCCUCACUUCCGGCACACUCUUUACCCAAACAUUAAAGCCCGCCUAACUCUAUUCGGACCUGAUGGUAUUUUAAGUAAGAGUUCACUUGGACGUGAUGGAAUACAUGAGCUCAUGAGAAGGGAUCUCUCUGAAAUGACCUACAGCUCUCUCUGUCUGCCGGAGAACAUCGCUGCACGAGGACUGGAGUCUAUCCCCAACUUUUACUACAGAGAUGAUGGCCUGAAGCUGUGGAACAUCAUCCAAAGCUUUGUGAAGGCAGUAGUGGAGCACUAUUAUCCCUCAGACUGUGAGGUGCAUAGAGACACUGAGCUGCAGGACUGGAUCAGUGAGGUCUUCACACAUGGCUUCUUAGGAAACAAAGCAUCAGGGUUUCCAGCAGCCUUUCAUACUGUCGAGGAAGUGGUCAAGUUCACAACCAUGGUGAUCUUCACAACGACGGUUCAACAUGCUGCCGUACACAGUGGGCAGUAUGACUACAGCUCCUGGGGCCCCAACGGCACGUUCCUUCUGCGCAAACCUCCUCCAACCACCAAGGGGCAGUCAAGCAUGAAGACGGUCCUGGAGACCCUCCCGAAUGUUGGCGAGACAGUCAGAUUAGCAGCGUUGUUUUGGUUGUUUUCAGACAGAUACUCAGACUAUAUUCCCUUGGGAACAUACCCAGAGGAACGAUUUGAUGAGCCUGAGCCUAAGCAGAUGAUAAAGGAAUUCCAAGCAGCAUUGUCGUGCCUCAGUGAAGCAAUAACAACAAGAAACGCACAUCUUGAACUACCCUACUCAUACCUGGACCCUGCGGAGAUAGAGAACAGCGUUUCUAUUUAAGCAGAUCUGCGAUUGUAUCCAUGUAUUUCUCAUCACCUAUUUUACAUGCUGGGAGGUCAGUUAGACUUUUGAUAUAAUACAUACUGUAUAAAAGCUGGGCAGAUAGAUGAGGUGUAAUGGAUAAUUCACUAGCAGGGACCAUGCCAAAAAAGUGUGAUGUUUGUAGGUUUAUUGCAAGAAGUAACAAAUGAAUUGAUAUGGAGGGGGUGAUGAGAUAUUCUGGUCUGGGAGGACGUGCUGUGGGAGACUUAGAGUGGGGGUUCCGUCUCCGGCAUGAUCUGCUCGGGCUGAUUACGGGCCCCCAGAUAAUUCCUAGAAUUAGACAUUUUAAAAUAUACACAAGUUAAAUAUGAAUGGUGACAGGCAGAGGAUGUUGGGAAGUAGGGAUCAAGGGAUGUAGGGAUGUAGGGAUGAAGGCAUGAGGGAAGGGAGGGAUGAAGGGAUG
Trematomus bernacchii (emerald rockcod) is the source of this 2688-nucleotide messenger RNA. Its product is annotated as hydroperoxide isomerase ALOXE3-like. The record is from RefSeq and is a predicted model, not a curated record. The transcript is spliced from 15 exons. NCBI's taxonomy places the organism in Eukaryota, Metazoa, Chordata, Actinopteri, Perciformes, Nototheniidae. Gene Ontology annotation, biological process: lipid oxidation; linoleic acid metabolic process. The coding region runs from base 234 to 2243 and encodes 669 amino acids. Gene Ontology annotation, molecular function: oxidoreductase activity, acting on single donors with incorporation of molecular oxygen, incorporation of two atoms of oxygen; protein binding; iron ion binding.